AAGGCACUGAUGACUUCUCACUUGAAAGUGUAAGAAGCGAGCAGCACGAUUUGAAGAGGCCUAUUUGUUUUUGCAAGAGCACAUGCUCAAAACGCUCAGGAAGAAGGCCAGGCUGUCCUUGCAAAGACGCAAAUUUAAAAUGUAGUGAACAGUGCAUGUGUGGCAAAAAAAGUCGAGGCACAGUUGUGAAGUGGUGCUCAAACGGAAAGCCAGAGUCCAUUCAGGCAAAACCAGCUGGAGGAAAUCAAGCCAGAAAUCAGGGUGGAAGCCAGGAUGUAAUCCUUUCCAUAGAGCAGGAAAUAGAGCUUGCAAGGUUGAGUGUGCAGAAUAUAAUCAAUGACCUAACACUUGAAACACUUCAACAGCUCACUAUUGAAUUAGCUGUCAGUGGCGAGGGAAGCUUAGAGUUUGUGCGGGACCUGAUAGAUACCAUACAGCGCCCAGAGGAGCCACUUCAAAGACCAAAUUUGCAAAUUUGGUGUAAAUGUGGGAUUUGUGUUGACACUGGGCAUCCAGCUGAAAACAAGUGUUGUGACAGGAAAGUCUGUGUGACUGCCUACAGAAUGUUUGGAAAGCUCUGUCUGGACAGAGAUGUCCUACAGCUUAAUAUUACUGCAAGAUGUGAUAUUCGUGCAGACCCUAUGGAUUUUUCUAUGAAUUCAUUCAGGAAGGCUGCAUAUAGGCAGUUCACAUUGUGGAAGUAUGGCAGGCUAGGCAGAGGCAAUCGAAGGAUUCUCCCAUCAUGUGUGGUCAAGAUAAUUAGAGAAGCUUACCCAUCACCCGAUGGGCAGUAUAUGGGGUUUAAGAAUAACUAA
Rhopilema esculentum is the source of this 815-nucleotide messenger RNA. RefSeq lists its product as uncharacterized. NCBI's taxonomy places the organism in Eukaryota, Metazoa, Cnidaria, Scyphozoa, Rhizostomeae, Rhizostomatidae. The record is from RefSeq and is a predicted model, not a curated record.